Messenger RNA from Moneuplotes crassus, 568 nucleotides. The record is from the annotation of a GenBank genome assembly. NCBI's taxonomy places the organism in Eukaryota, Ciliophora, Spirotrichea, Euplotida, Euplotidae.
UUUAAUAAAAAUUGAAGGUAGAAUGAGAGGAACAGAAGCCAAACUCAUAGUUGGUUUAGGCAACCAUGGGAAGGAGUUUCUUCGCACAAAGCAUAAUGUUGGGUUCCUAGCUAUUGAUUACCUUGCUUACCAAUUAGGAAUUGGCCUACGGUCAAAUUACAAGUUAAGAGGAUUAGUAGGUGAGAAGGAUGGAGUUAUACUCUACAAACCCUUUUCAUCUAUGAAUAUUCUUGGAUUCAAUGUUGCAGUAAUCACAAAGGAUAGGAAAAUCAAACCUGAAAAUAUCAUGCUUGUUCAUGAUGAACUAGAGCUUAGAAAAGGCAUCUGUAAGUUCAGAGAUGGUAACCUAAGUCACAUUGGUCAUAACGGGAUUAAGUCAGUUCAGAAGACACUUAAAAAUAAUAAUUUCAAAAGGAUCCGAAUAGGAAUUGAUAGACCAAAAUCAAGAGCUCCGAAAGUUGUUGGCAGUUAUGUACUUAGUGAUUUGUCAAAGAACGAUAUAAGCACUUUGAACGAUAAGUCAUUCCCACAGGUCUUAGAUUUCGUCCAGAAUAAAUUUUUAAUUUAG